AACGAUCGGUGCCGAUGUGAGGAUUAGUGCAAAAUAAUUUUCUCACAGUUUUCCACACCGAAUCUUCUCAGUUCUCGGUGGUCGUCCUACGGUUUCGGUUCGGGUCGUGUGCUGUUCGAUCGACUUUUCCAAACGGCACCGGGGGCAUCUGCUACGCUACGUUUAGUCGUUUUUUUCCUUUUAUUUUCAAUUUAUUAUCGUUUACCUUUUCAUUUUCGACUCCGGUUUCGGUAUUGCGGUGUGCAAAUGUUAGACAGCGUUAACCUGUGCAGCAUGCGCUAGAAGGAUCCGAUAUCCGUCGCGGAAAACCCCCGCUCACGGCUGCGAUCAUGCAAAGUGUUAGUUAAUCUAAUAUUAUUUGACACCCGAUCUGGUGUGAUCGCUGGUGGUUGAAAGUCCUUUCCCGGCAGUGGAGCGGAUCCGAGCAGCAGCGGCGGUACAGUGCAGUCCGGUUAGUUGAGUGCAGUGCUCGGAAUGUGUGCGGCUGCAGUGCGACUGCUUGAUGUGCGCGAAUCGAUAAACAUUAACCCUAGUGCUCGUGCUGUGCAGUAGUUAUCUAACUCGAUAAUGGGCGAUUGCGUUGGACGUGCGGGGAACCACAACAACACCAGUAGUAACAGCGCAUCACCUUUGAUCGUACUGCCGAACGGUGUGAUUCUCAACCGGCGUUCGAAGUCGGACGCAUCGGCCGCCCUGAACGAGUGCCUACUGUGCUGGAACCAACCGCAAGAUCCGAGCCGCUGUCCGAACUGCGCCCGUCAGUACUGUCUGCAGUGCAUCACCAAGUGGUUCGGGACGAAGCGCGCCCAAACGCCCGGCAGUAUCGAGUGUCCCAACUGCCACUCCAAGCUGCCACUCGAGCACCUUGUGCAGUGUGCGUCCGAGGCGAAUGAUACGCUGGCAACCGCAUGCGAACCGGUCCACCUUACCAACGGUGCCGGAGACGGCUGCAAUGGAUCACUUAAGCUGAGCAACGGUACGGCCACACCGUCCGUCGAGAAGGGCACGAUACGCGUGGUGGUAAAGGUGCUGGAGAGCGAUGCCGAUGCGUCACCGAAAGACGGACACCCAUCGCCACCGCCGAGGAACCGCACGGACCCAUCGAACGGCACCCGGGCCGUGCUUACGAACGGUUCCAGCUCGGAGAAGAUGCAUCCGCCGGUGACGAAUGGUAAGCAGCAGCAUGGCAAACGAAAAGAUAACACACCGUCCAAAUCGCAAGCGGAUCCGUCACUCUCGAACGGUGCCGGAACGGAAUUGGACGCGGUCGAGAAGAAGGCAGGUUCUGGGCCGUUGGAAAAUGGGCGAAAUAAACCGAAAUCGCCACCGAUCAUCUGUAACGGUGUGCAUCCAGAACCGUCACCAAAGAGUGCCGAUCGAAAGAGUAGCCAAAGCAAUGGAAAACCCACGGUGACGUUCGAGGAACCGAAAACGACACGUAGGAACGGUUAUCGCCACAAAUAUGCGGCUGAAGGUGAAAAAGUCCUCGCCGUGGAAAAGCAAUCAUCACCUCCUCCCAUAGAAACUACUCGGUCGAGUAGUGUGACGGUCGAUUCGUCACAACCCAAUGUUGUGGACAAGGUUCCAUUUGAAGAUGACAACAGGGGGAGUGGAGAUAAGCUCUGUCCCACACACGCUCUGCCAAUGCUCUUUUUCUGUCUAUCGUGUAAUGGGUGUAUCUGUGAGACGUGUGCCCUGCACGAUGACACACAUGCAGAGCACACGUUCAAGAAGAUCACCACCAUGUACGACAGCAAGGUGGAGAAGAUCCGGCACGAGUUUGGAGGCAUCAAGGAGUAUCUAGCCGAUGUGGGCACGGUACUAAAAGCCAUCGAACAGAACAUUGACUGGGUGCGGGCAUCCAAAGCACGGAAGCUCCAGGAACUCAGCCAACUGCUCCACACAGAAGCGGAAAACAUUGAGCGACAGAUCCAGGCAAAGCUUACACUGCUCCAGCGCCAGAAGGACUCCGUGAGUGGGGAGAUUGCUCGAGUGACCGGUGCCUAUAGGCGGCUGGAGAGUGAACUGAAAGUAUGUCCAAAGCCGGAACUGCUAUUCAAAGACGAUGACUUCCUGCAGCGUUGUAGUCGGCUGGUUGAGACUCCGGCAUCGAAAGCCUUCCGCCAUGAGCACGUCCCGGUGGAUCUGGAUUGUGAGUUUGUGCCCGAGUUCCGAUCGGAAGUGUUCGUCAUCAAGAACUAUCACGCGAUCGAACCGAUGGAGGAGUGUCGAACGUCGGACGUGCUGCGAGAUGUGGUCGGAUUCGGAUGGCGUCUACAUAUCUGGAAGAGUGAUCAUCUCUCGGUAACCCUGAUCAUGACGGAUGGUGUUAUUGGAAGAUACGAAUACUGUAUCGAGCUGAUGCACGAGGAUCCAACCAAAGCGAUUCGAUUGACACAGAUCGACCAUUUUGAGCUACAUCAGACAGGCCCGGUACAUGAUCUGAUCGAGAACGAACAGCUCGAGGUGGAAGGUUUCCUCAAUGCGGAAGAUGACUCACUGCAGAUAAAGUUCUCCGUUCGGCCACCUACAAUCGUCAUGGUUAGCCGUUACCAGCAGGAGUUUAUCGAUCGUUUCAUGAAGGAUAACAUCAACGAAUACGAUAGCAAUGUGAUCACGAUCUGCAACAUUCGCGAUCCCACUACAUCGAUCGUACUGUCGAAGCAGUACACCGAUACGGUUGGAUCCCGGUGGCGGUUGAACGUGUAUCCGAAGGGAAACAACACUAACCAACGAUAUCUGAGUACGUACGUUGAGCUGUGUGAUGGUAUCGCUGGAAGAUAUCAGUACACGGUGGAGCUGCUGCAUGACGAUGUGACACGUCAGGUGAAGUUCCAGUCGGAGGAUCACUUCAAGGUGGGCGAAAUACGAGGCUAUCAGAAGUUUAUUCGCGUCCGAAGACUGCUCGAGGAAGGUUAUCUGAACGAGGAAGGAUCCAUUCUAAUUCGUCUUUCGAUACGUCCGGCCAAUCUCGCACUCCGUUGCCAGUAUCAGGAAGAAUAUCAAACGCUUAAGGAGGAAAAAAUUCGUACCCAGUUCAAUACUCAACUGAACCAGAACCUGAUGAGGAUAAAGAAUCUGCGCGAUGACAACGCAUCACUGCAAACGCUGGUGUAUCCUGAGUAUGCUUCCAACAUUUUUGUGGUCCGCAACUUCACCGCAUUGCGAGAAGCGCAGGAAGACAUCUGUUCCGACAAUGCGUACGACGAUCUUGGCUGCUGCUGGCGGCUGAUUGUGUACGCCAACGGUGAUAAGGAGGGUCGUGAUGAAUGGCUAAGCGUGUACCUGAGACUGCUAGAAGGCAUUCCAGGAAGCUACGAGUACUGCGUGGAACUGUUGCAUAAUGAUGCGGCGAAAACGGUAAAAAUGGAAGGAACCCAAUCGUUCGACAUACAGGAACGAUUUGGCUGGACACGCUUCGCCCGACUGGACUGGAUCUGUGCGAAUGGGUUCGUUAGCGAGGAACAGGAUGCAUUGUACUUUCGAUUUUCCCUACGACCACCAAACUAUAAGGCAAAGUGCGAAUAUCAACAUCUUCUCCGUCUGGAAGCGAAGCGGGAGUGUGAACUACUAAAACGUGAACUGAUACCGGCAUACAGUACGAUGACUUAUACGUUACGCAACUUUUCCGAGAUGCAGCGCAAGGACAGCUUCGUGUACUCAGAUCCACUAGUGGAUGAUUUGGGCUUUUCCUGGAGAUUACUGAUCUACGCAAAUGGACACAACGAAGCGCGUGGAAAUCAUCUUAGUAUCUAUCUUAUAUUGUUCGAAGGCGUGUCUGCCAGCAGGUUCGAGUAUCGUGUGGAAUUGCUGCAUCAUCUAAAUCCUACGGCAAACAUCAAGAUGGAGGGCGUGAACGUGUUCAAGCUGAAGAAGAUCUGGGGCUGGCCACAGUUUAUGGAUCACGAGCGGCUACAGGAGGAAGGCUAUCUGGACCAAACGACAGACACGCUCGAGCUGCGCCUGUCGAUGUGUCCACCGGACAUAAAGCUGAAGUGCGAAUACCAGCAGGAGUUUAUACGCAAGCUGAAGGAGAAUCAGAAAUAGUGGAUUACCGUACUAGCCUUACAAUACUGCCAAUCGUGUAACCGUAGGAAGAGACUUACGGAAAAUGUGUCAUGUGUCCGUCCGUUGGAACAUGUACGCGAAACGAAAACAAGCCCGAAAACAUGGCGAUGGAAGGUUCAUCUCGCCUAGUUGGCUAGUGGAUGCCACGAAUGUGCAAAAGGGUGAAGAAAAAAAGAACCAUGCAGCUUAUCGCGUAUGACAGUUUACGCAAUCGUGCAAAAAGUGUGGUGGGGGUUUGUGCGAAUGAAGAAUACAACACGUUCCUAAGUGUCGUUGCAGCGGUCGGCCCAUCGUUGGAGACUGUGCGGGAUUUUUUAAUAUAAUUUUUCUUCCGACAACGCUUGCCAUCCGGACUGAGCGUUGAUAUAAAUCAAAGCUAAUGUUUGAAACAAAACCUGCCGAGCAUGGGCAAGAGUGAAAGGGUGUGCGAUUGAGGUAGGAUGGUGUCGCACGGGGAGAACCAGGGGAUUGGGAAAUGGUAACCGUUUCUAUAUUUUUAGCAUAAAAGUGUAAGGAAUUCGAUACGCGACAACGAUGCUGAUGAUGAUCAUGCAGCUAACGCGGCGAUCACCGGUGAAAUGGGUGAACAAGCUGAAAUCAGCAACGGACCACAAAGACACGUGGUUUUGCGCGAAGUUCUAGUGACCCAUGAAACACCGGCCAAAGAGAAACCGGAAGAAGAAGCAAACUUCGAAUGGAUCGAACGGGACAAGGAAAGUGUCAUAAAAAAGGGGAAAAUUAAAACAACGAACCGUACCGCAAUGUUGUUAAGUGGCUCGGCGGUGCUUUAUGUUCCUUUUUUUAUGGUAGCGUCCGUCGCGCAGUGAAUAAUGUGGGGCGGGAAUUUGUGUAGAUUGUAUAUUAUAUUUAUUUGCUCGGUUUUAGUUUUCGUGCCACCCCGUUUCACGUCCUGCUGUACGGUAGCGCGUGUAGACUUUAGGGAAGAUAUGAAAUUUAGGUUAAGUGUACGCGAAACGGUAUCGGUGGGCACGGUAUGCUUUUUUUGUAUAUUAUGGUUUAGAUUUUUCUUUGCCGCUGUAUCUUUGACUGGUAGAUUCGUAAUGUGCUAGCUCACUUGAACAAUGUUUUUGGGGCGUUAAGAAGUAGUCGAAGGAUAUUGUUUUCUUUUUCUUUUUGGUUUUUGCUGUUUAUACAACGAUCAAGACCAGGGAAGAGAUGGUUGUAAAGUUAUGGUUAUUAUUUUGCGUUCUAUCCACGUUUAUGUGUUCUUGCGCGGCUCAAACGAAUCUGCGUCUGGGGUGGGGUAUAUGGGAUAGAUUUUCUUUUCUAUUACAAUUGUGCACCAUGAAGAGCGACUUGAAUUUCUCAGUGAACGAGAGCAAAAAUAUAAUAAAAGAAUAUUUUGCAAAA
Anopheles funestus (African malaria mosquito) is the source of this 5439-nucleotide messenger RNA. RefSeq lists its product as uncharacterized. Gene Ontology annotation, biological process: negative regulation of centriole replication; protein autoubiquitination. NCBI's taxonomy places the organism in Eukaryota, Metazoa, Arthropoda, Insecta, Diptera, Culicidae. The coding region runs from base 568 to 4047 and encodes 1159 amino acids. Gene Ontology annotation, cellular component: peroxisome; aggresome. Gene Ontology annotation, molecular function: ubiquitin protein ligase binding; zinc ion binding; ubiquitin protein ligase activity. The transcript has 10 exons. The record is from RefSeq and is a predicted model, not a curated record.